This is a messenger RNA of Quercus robur (English oak), 1452 nucleotides long. RefSeq names its product malate dehydrogenase, mitochondrial. Gene Ontology annotation, biological process: tricarboxylic acid cycle; malate metabolic process. NCBI's taxonomy places the organism in Eukaryota, Viridiplantae, Streptophyta, Magnoliopsida, Fagales, Fagaceae. Gene Ontology annotation, cellular component: mitochondrion; cytoplasm. The transcript has 7 exons. The record is from RefSeq and is a predicted model, not a curated record. Gene Ontology annotation, molecular function: L-malate dehydrogenase (NAD+) activity. Bases 117 to 1169 code for a protein of 350 amino acids.
AGUCCUCGAGAGAGAGUAGCGCUGAAGUUAACCUCACACAUUCAUUUCGCCAACCAAAAAAAAGGUCUCAUCUCUCAUCUCUCUCACUCUCUAUCUCUAUCUGUUUGUGUGGGAAAAUGAGGACUUCCAUCGUGAGAUCCGUACAAUCUGCCAUAGCCAGAAGUAGCAGUAGCAGUCGCAGUACUUAUGUGUGUGCUCGCGCAUACUCAUCGGACUCUGUCCCUGAGCGCAAGGUCGCCGUUUUGGGCGCCGCCGGUGGGAUCGGCCAGCCUCUCGCUUUGCUCAUGAAGCUCAACCCUCUCGUCUCUAAGCUCUCCCUCUACGAUAUCGCUGGCACCCCCGGUGUUGCCGCCGAUGUUAGCCACAUCAACACCAGAUCUGAGGUGUCUGGGUAUGCGGGUGAAGAGCAUUUGGGAAAAGCUUUGGAGGGAGCGGAUGUUGUUAUAAUCCCGGCUGGUGUCCCCAGAAAGCCCGGUAUGACCCGUGAUGAUCUCUUCAACAUCAAUGCCGGCAUCGUCAAAUCUCUCUGCACUGCUAUUGCCAAAUACUGCCCUCAUGCCCUUGUUAAUAUGAUAAGCAACCCCGUGAACUCAACGGUUCCCAUUGCUGCUGAGGUUUUCAAGAAAGCAGGAACGUAUGAUGAGAAGAGAUUGUUUGGUGUGACUACCCUUGAUGUGGUUAGGGCUAAGACGUUCUAUGCUGGAAAAGCAAAUGUGAACGUUGCAGAGGUUAAUGUCCCAGUUAUUGGUGGCCAUGCUGGCAUAACUAUUCUCCCUCUAUUUUCUCAAGCCACACCAAAAGCCAAUUUGUCAGAUGAAGUUAUCAAGGCUCUUACCAAGAGAACUCAAGAUGGAGGAACAGAAGUUGUGGAAGCAAAGGCCGGAAAGGGAUCUGCGACAUUGUCAAUGGCCUAUGCUGGAGCCAUAUUUGCUGAUGCUUGUCUAAAGGGACUUAAUGGAGUUCCAGACGUAGUGGAAUGUUCAUAUGUGCAAUCAAACGUCACUGAGCUUCCUUUCUUUGCAUCCAAGGUGAGACUUGGAAAGAACGGUGUGGAGGAGGUUCUAGGGCUAGGUCCUCUCUCAGACUAUGAAAAAGAAACCUUGGAAAGCCUGAAACCCGAACUCCUGUCAUCCAUUGAGAAGGGUAUCAAGUUUGCCAACCAGAGUUAGAUGCCUAUAUUAUUUGUGGCUGGCGUUGUGUGUCCACACUCCCAUGAGAAAAGUCAGCGAAAUUUUGCUUUUGUUAUCUUUGCUAGUGUUGUAUUUGUUGCUCCAAGUGGCACCGGCUUUGCUCUUUUGGUAGGCUUUUUAUAAAGCAAAGAUUCCAUCAAUAAUUCCCAGUGACAUGUUAAGGCAGGGAUAGCUGUGAACUUUAUACAAUUAGUUGGGGAUGAUUAUUCAUCUUACUCAUAAUUAUUGAUUACGGAUAUGCCAUUUGCAUGGGUUAAUUUGA